Messenger RNA from Pestalotiopsis fici W106-1, 1740 nucleotides. RefSeq lists its product as uncharacterized. The coding region runs from base 1 to 1740 and encodes 579 amino acids. The record is from RefSeq and is a predicted model, not a curated record. NCBI's taxonomy places the organism in Eukaryota, Fungi, Ascomycota, Sordariomycetes, Amphisphaeriales, Sporocadaceae. The transcript has a single exon.
AUGUCCUCAGCUCAGGCACGCAACAGCCCGCCGAUACCAGCGCCGUCUACGUCGUCCCGAAGUCCCACGUCGCUAUCUUCGCGCUCCGAGAAGAGUGACUCGCCGGUUGGUAACCCGGCCGGGACCGAGGAUGUCGCCGCGGCCUCUGCUCUACUAUUGAGCGGCGCCAAGGAUGUUCGUGAGAUCAUCAGGCUGGUUCAAUGCGGCGUGUGUUCUCGCAUCUUGCAGAAUCCUACUACCUUGUCAUGUGGGCGUAGCUGCUGCCAAAGCUGCAUUCCGCCGACCUAUCUGCGGACAAACAUUUCCUGGCCCGCCACCGCCAACCGCCUCUAUGGCUUCGAGUGCCCAUUCGAGGAGUGCAAAAAAGAGCACGCGAUUGGGGACUGCAGUGUAGAUGUUACCCUUAACAAGGUCCUCGACAUUAUCCGCACGGCCGUUGAACAGGACCGAGAGGCUACACUGCCGCAAAAUGUAUCAACCCGGGUCGUCACCCUCGAUCGGUGGAGCGUUGCCGGACUGUCGUCGAUGGAAGAAAAGGGUGUCACGACACAAGUAAUCAAGGGCGGACGAAUUGUGUCGACUUACACCUUGGUCGAAAAUGGAAAGCUCGAUUACAAAUGUGAGGUCACAUACGCUGCUAUCGGGGCAACAGAGGAGGAAGUGACUGAAGGCGACGUUGCUGCCUUUACGAGCCUGAAAGAAUCGGUGCGCACGGAAAUGGAUUGCCAAAUUUGUUAUGCACUGUUCCUCGACCCAAUAACAACGUCCUGCGGUCACACCUUUUGUCGAAACUGCCUUCACCGGACCCUUACUCAUUCGGAGCAUUGCCCCAUCUGCCGACGAGCAUUGUCCAUCCAACCACAUGCGCCCUCUGGCUCGGCGCCGUCGAAUCGACGACUGGCGAAAAUAAUCAAUGGGUUUUGGGCCGACAUCAUUGCGGUACGAGCGCAGACUGUCCGCGCUGAACUACAAGCCGAAUUACGCGGCGACUUUGAUAUACCAAUUUUCGUCUGUACACUCUCAUUUCCAGCCAUGCCGACAUUCCUACAUGUUUUCGAGCCCAGGUACCGAAGGAUGAUCCGACGAGCCAUGGAGGGGGAUCGUACGUUUGGAAUGGUGCUUGGUUCGGCAACGACCAGCCCGGAUGGUCGCAACUUUUGCGAGAUUGGAACUCUACUCCGGAUUGUUAACAUUGAAUUUUUUCCUGAUGGUCGCAGUCUCUUGGAGUCAGUCGGUAUCUCGCGGUUCAGAGUUGUUCGACAUGGCACUUUGGACGGCUAUGUCGUGGGAAAAAUUGAAAAGAUUGAUGAUGUCAGUCUUGCUGACGAGGAGGCCAUGGAGAUUUCCGAAACUAUGCAUGGCCAGGGUGUUCGGGAUUUUAUCCAGUCCAGGAGCAACGAAACGUCAACCGCCACCGACCAGGAUCCCCCUCAACAGCUGGAAGAAGCAAACGUGCUUACCGUUCAGGACCUCGAGACCAAGUCUACACGCGAACUUUUGGAAAUUGGAAUCACCUUUGUCACAAAGAUGCGCGCACAAAGCGUAUCUUGGUUGACCGCAAGAGUUUUGGCAGUUUUUGGCGACUGUCCAAACGAUCCUGCCUUGUUUCCCUGGUGGUUUGCCAGUGUUCUCCCCGUUAGCGACGAAGAGAAGUACCGGCUACUUGGAACGUCUAGUGUUCGGCAGCGCAUGAAGAUUUGCUGUCGGUGGAUUGUUGAAUGGGAAGCAAGUAGAUGGUGA